AUGUUAUGGAUAGUUAUCUUUGUUUCUGUGCUAUUAAUCAAUCCAUCCUAUUCUCAUUAUGAUGAUGAUGAACUACCAAAGAUCUUCAUAGUGUAUGUGUCUAAAUCGGUUAAGCCAUCGAUAUUCAAAACCCAUCAUGAUUGGUAUACUGCAACCCUCCAAUCUCUUCCACCUUCAUCAUCAUCUUAUCAUAGCCAUCGUCCUUGUCGCGAAAUCAUUUAUACUUAUGACCAUGCUAUUCAUGGUUUUGCAGCAAGAUUAACACAUUCUCAAGUUGGUCAUCUCAGAAGUCUACCAGGAUUCGUCUCAAUCAUCCCUGAUAGUGUUCACCAACUCCAGCUCCACACCACUUAUUCUCCUCAGUUUCUUGGUCUAAAUGAUGGUUUUGGCAUCUGGCCUACCUCAAACUACGGUGAGGACGUCAUUAUUGGUGUUUUGGAUUCCGGUAUCUGGCCGAAACAUCCAAGUUUUAAUGAUUCGGGUUUAACUCCUGUUCCUAAAAGAUGGAAGGGUAUUUGUGAGGAGGGAACUGAUUUUCAAGAAACAUUAUGUAAUCGAAAGCUGAUUGGCGCGCGAGCAUUUUAUAAAGGUCUUGAGGAGGGUCUCGGGCACAGGGUAGAUAAAGAUGGUACAGAAUCCAGAUCGCCAUCGGAUACCAAUGGACAUGGUACACACUGUGCAGGAAUUGCAGCUGGAUCUUCCGUUCAGAAAGCUGGGUCUCAUAAUUAUGCUGUUGGAGAAGCGAAAGGGAUGGCAACUAGAGCUAGGAUUGCUUCUUACAAGAUACAUUGGGGUCAUGUAGGUGGAGACUUAAGUGAUAUCCUAGCUGCUGGGGAUCAAGCUGCGGCCGAUGGAAUUGAUGUGUUGUCUAUGUCAGUAGCUGAUGGUGGGUUUAAAGAACUUCGAGAUGCGUUAGCGCAAUUAACCUUUGGUUUAAUGCAGAAAGGAAUUUUUGUUUCUACUUCCGGUGGAAAUGAUGGACCUAAGCCAAAAACAGUUGAAAAUCUAGCACCAUGGGUAUUAACUGUUGGAGCAUCGACUAUGGAUAGGGAGCUUCGUGCCGAUGUGAUUUUGGGUGAUGGUCAAGUUAUUCCAGGUGUUUCACCGUUCUUUGAAGAUGCAAUAGUGACCGGUUACUCAGAAUUUUACUACGGUGAUAAUAGUAACAGCCAGGGUUGUUUAGGCGGAUCAUUAAGUUCUACAGAAGUUGCUGGAAAAAUUGUGGUUUGUGACAGUACUGGUUUAAAUUCGGCUUGGGAGCAAGGGACAGUAGUUAAGAGUGCCGGUGGUGUUGGAAUGAUCAUCAUUGGUAACAAACCGGCAGCACAAUUGCUGACUUCUGAAUCCCGUUCGUCGGUUCCAGCAGUCGAAGUCAGUGACACUUAUGGAUCUAAGAUUCUAGACUAUAUCAGGAGGAGCCGUUCACCUACAGCUACAAUCAAAAUCCAAGGAACUGUGACUGGUUCUUCUUUGUUUCCAGCUCCUAAACUUGCGGCAUUCUCUAGCCGUGGACCAAAUAAAAUAACACCAGAAAUUCUCAAACCAGAUAUCAUCGCGCCCGGCGUAAAUAUAUUGGCUGCUAAGACUGGAUUUGGUGCAGGUACAACAGAUGAGUUUGAGGUGAAGUCUGGUACUUCCAUGGCAUGCCCUCACAUGAGUGGAUUGGCCGCGCUGCUUCGAAGUGUUUAUCCUGAGUGGUCUCCGGCUGCAAUCAAAUCCGCUCUUAUGACUACAGCCUAUGAUGUUGACAACUCAGGUAAGUAUAUUACUGAUAUUGCCAGCGGCAAAUUUUCAACUCCAUUCCAACAAGGGUCUGGGCAUGUAGACCCGAACAAAGCGUUAAAUCCGGGUUUAGUAUACGACAUCACACCUAGUGAUUACGAAGCUUUCCUCUGCUGGAUGGGGUACGACGCAACAGAGAUGUCAGUUUUUGUGAAGGAUAAGAAGGUUGAUUGCGAUUCAAUCAGGGCAUCCAGCAGCCCCGGUGAUCUCAACUAUCCUUCAUUUUCAGUCGUCUUCGAAUCUGGAAAAACAGGUAAGGUGAAGCAUAGGAGAGUGCUCACAAAUGUCGGGAAUUCAGCAGAUGCUGUUUACAAGGUGAAGAUCAGAUCUCGAACAUCAUCCGUUAAGAUCAGUGUUUCGCCAACGAAACUUGUGUUCACUGCAAAUAAGAAGAGUUUGCCAUAUGAAAUCAUGUUCGAGUCGGCUCCGGGUACCACAGAAACCGAAGCAUUCGGGUCAAUAGAAUGGUAUGAUGGAGAACAUGUUGUAAGAAGUCCCAUUGCUUUUAGCUGGGGUACUGCCACUCCUGCUACUGCUAGCUUGAUUUCUUCUGCUUAG
Papaver somniferum (opium poppy) is the source of this 2340-nucleotide messenger RNA. Its product is annotated as subtilisin-like protease SBT1.4. NCBI's taxonomy places the organism in Eukaryota, Viridiplantae, Streptophyta, Magnoliopsida, Ranunculales, Papaveraceae. The coding region runs from base 1 to 2340 and encodes 779 amino acids. Gene Ontology annotation, molecular function: serine-type endopeptidase activity. The transcript has a single exon. The record is from RefSeq and is a predicted model, not a curated record. Gene Ontology annotation, biological process: proteolysis.